AAACCCCACUUUAUCAAAUUAAUUUAUGCUGUAUAUUCAUUUAUUACAUGUCUGUCAAACAUUUAUUUGAAAGUCAUUUUUCCCCCCAGUUAUCAGCACCGGAAAUUAUAAAGGCCGCACACACAGGUUUUCAUAUUGUUAACAUAGUGUUUGAUUUAUUAAAACACACACGGGGCUAAAACAAAUAAUCAUCAAGGUAAACAGAAAGGAGGUGGCAGGUGUGGUAAUAAAAACAAGGUGUGUAAACACAUUUGGUCUUGUCAGAUGAAUCCCGUUGUCCGGCGUUGUGUGCUGAAGCCCUGUGCUUACUCGACCUUUUAUCCUCUGCGUGUUAUGAAAAGCGUGUGGGGCUGAGGGAGGUAAACCUGUUGUUCCCCUCUGACUUCUCCUGUGUCAGUCUCACGAGAUAAGUGUCGUAGGAGGGGCGUGUCGUGAAUUGUGCCUUCAGCGGGGCAGGUUUAGGUUGCCGCCGCUGUCCUCGGAGUUUACUCGCUACUGGGGAAACUUGUGUGACGCGUGAGGGCGAUGGGUCAUGGAACGGCUGAUAACAUGAACUGGGCCGGACGACUUCAGAAUCUGCUGCUUUUGGUCCACCUCAGGCAGAUCAUAUGUGGCCAGGUCCAGUUUUCUCUCCAGGAGGAGCAGGAACCUGGUACUCUAGUUGGGUCACUUAGGAAACACUUUCCGCCUCCGUACCAGCUCCUGACUCAGGACUACUUGCGGGUGGACGGAGACACGGGGAACCUCUACACCACAGAGCUGAGGAUGGAUUAUGAGGACAUCUGCCCCAGGGAGACAGCCGUGGAGGAAUGCAAUAUUCUACACUAUGCGAUCGUUGGACCCACAGAGGAGCUCAUACAGUUUCCUGUGAUUAUGGAGGACAUCAACGACAAUGCACCUCAUUUUGAAAACAGUGAAAUACACCUGAGGAUUUCUGAGGACGUUCCUGUAGGGACCAGUUUUCCAUUGGACGACCAGGCUCAGGACAGGGACGCUGGACGUAACGGCGAGAUCAGAUACCAUUUAAUGGAUUCUGAUGACAUUUUCAGUUUAAGGGUUGAAGAUGAAGGACAAGUCAUUAUGCUGGUGGUGGAAGCAGCCCUGGAUAGGGAGACUCAGGAUCUGUAUCAGAUGGCUCUGGUGGCGACCGACUGUGGCACAGACCCCAGAAGUGCUACGGCAACUUUGAUAGUCACCGUGACAGAUGUCAACGACAACUGCCCGAGCUUCCACUCGGACAGCCCUCGUCAUGUCACCAUCCCUGGGGACUCCUCGAAGGACACGGUGGUGGCUCAGGUCAGAGCCACAGACCCAGACGUAGGCACGAACGCUGCCAUCGUGUAUUCCCUCAGUCCCAAAGUCUCUGAGAGGGCCAGGAGCCUCUUUAGCCUGGACAGCCUGACCGGGUCCAUCAGGCUGUCACAGGACCUCCACAGUGACAACUCUGAGGAGCUGCUGUUAAAGGUGUUAGCUAGCAGCCAUCACUGCCCCCCAGCAGACACUCAGGUAACUGUAGCCGUGCUCCCUGAGGCAAAACAAGAGCUGACACUCAAGAUGGGGUUCAUAGUGGAGCAUCAAAACCAGACCUUGGUGAUACUGGAGAACCAGCCUCCCACCGGCUUAGCUGUUUUAGAGCUGGAGGGUGACAGCAGCUUUAAAGGCUCAUCUCUUGCCAUUGAGGGUGAAGUGCCGUUCACUUUGAGCCCACAGAACGGCAAAUAUCUGCUUUCCACAUCAAAGCCUUUAGACUACGAGAUGAAAAGGGAACAUCACAUCACUGUGGUCGUCCACGGGAGAUCAGGGGAGGUGUCGACACAUAUUCCUUCCAGGCAUGUGAUCAGGGUGUUGGUGGCAGACGUCAAUGACAAUGCUCCGUGUUUCCUGCAGUCUUUCUACCAGCUGGAGGUAAUGGAAAACAACCAGCCGGGAACGUCACUGCUGCAGGUGUCAGCCUCGGACGCAGACAGCGGGCAGAACGGCAGAGUGACCUACAGGCUGGACGGACAAGCGAGGUCCAUCUUUUACCUGGACCCUGCCACGGGUCAGCUGUCCGUGUCAACGUCUCUGGACAGGGAGGAGCAGGCUGACCACAAGCUCACGGUGUUUGCACGAGAUAGCGGCUCCCCCGCCCUGGAGUCCACGGCCGUUGUGUCUGUCCGUGUUCUGGACCAGAAUGACAAUGCACCAGUUUUCAUAACCCCUCACUUCAUCUUUUUCAUCCCCGAGGACGUAGCUCCGUCCGCCCGGGUGGGACAGUUUGUGGUGACAGACCCAGAUGAGGGGCAGAAUGGACACACAGAGUUGCAGGUGGUUAACAGCAAUGGACCGUUUGUGGUGGAUAAUACAGAGGGGACGCUACGGACCACCUCCAACCUGGACCGUGAGACAGACGACCACUAUGAGCUCUUCCUGUUGGUCUGGGAUCACGGACAUCCAGAGGCUUUGACGUCCACCGCCAGAGUUACCAUUAUUGUGGAGGACAUCAACGACAAUCAGCCAAAAGUAAUCUUCCCCAGCAACAACAUGUCGUGCCUGACUGUCUCGCCAUCUGCUGCAGCCGGGACCCUGGUGACAAAGAUCUACGCCGUGGAUGAGGAUCUGGGCCUGAAUUCGGAGAUUACCUACACCAUGGCGGCACCAAAGCAGACGGCUGAGACCAGCAGUCCCUUCCACUUAGAUUCAAGGUCGGGCAACAUCACGUUGGUGGAGCAGGUUCUGGAGAAGCACCUGGGAAUGCACCACCUCUUCAUUGUGGUCAGAGACGGGGGAAAACCCGUUCCUCUUUUUAGCACAGUCUGGGUAAAUCUGCGGGUCAACGACAGCACGGAGCCCUGUCGUUUGGAGAGGGAACCCACCUGGGCGGGGUCACCUGACUUGAUUCACACCCCGCUCACUGCCCCCAUGUGUGAAAUAGAGAGUCCAAAGUCAGCUCAGCUGGUGCUGCUAGCGGGCGUGGGUUUAAUGCUGGCGUCAGCGAGUUUGUUUCUGGUGACAGCGCUCUUGUACCUGAAGCAAAGGAGACAAAGUGCACGUCAGAACACGAGGGGGACAACGGAGGAGAAUAAGAUUCCUCUCAGGCUGAAAGAAAAAUAUUACAGCAAUGACUGAGAAAAUAAAGCAAGCCAUGUGUAUCGUGCUCACUCAUUCAGUGUCACAGAUAAAUGCAGUCUGUAAAAUAAAAGUCCUCUGGAAAAAAAAAAAGAAAAAAGAAAGACUGUCACAGGCUUCUGGCAUUUUAAUGAUCAGAUUAGUUGAAUUAUUCUGACACUCACUGUAUUCAAACAUUUGUCAACAGCAAAGCAGAGGGGAUUUUUCCAGGGAAAUAAAAUUGAUCCAUUUUCUGAUAAAGAGCCCUGUAAGCUACCAGGGAAGCAAAUAAAGCGGGAGCUGAUAAGUAAGUAUUUGAUGUUUCCACCAGAAGAGACUUGUUCCCUAUGCUUUCUGUCGAAAUUUGUUCAACGCCAUAAUUUGGCCGUGGCGAAGCGUACGGUAUCACACACUCCAGCGCAGAGUCUGGUGUUAGGCAUCAGUAAAUUGACAGUGUUCCCAUUCAUAUUAUAAGGGAUUAUAGAGCCAGAUGAAGAGUGAAUUAUUGGACUGCUCAGGUGACGGGGCCUCUCCCAGAGGCACGGUUAGAAUUCAGAAUGAAUGAGGUGGAGUUUAAACUAUUUAGACACACAAAUGGGUUGGAUGUUCCUCCAUUGGGGCCCGGGGGGUGAGGGGAGGGGGUGCUCAGCUCAAAAAGAGAAACCACAGGAGGCAGACAGAGACUGAGGACAGGUGAGAGGCAGCCGAGGGAAGGCACACCGCCAUCUCAAGUCACCGCCUCGCACCUGUCACCCGAUAGCACCGCUUCUCACUCGCAGCGCUGGAACUCACCCAAAAAGUCUGCAGUACAGCCAGUGGAACGACGGGUUUGUUGUUCUGAUAACAGAUGUUUGGAGCCAAAUCACACGGUGUUCAAAGAAUCCUCCACAAAGGCCCGUGGCUUUCAAGCGUUACUGAUACCUUUGUAUGCAGUGGAACAAUUGAGAUAUCAAACCAGGCUAAGUGAUGCGUUAAGUAUGAAUGAGUCGUUGAGGGGUUGGGGGGGUGGGUUUGGGUGGAAGAGGGGGUAAAAAUGUGCUCACAAAUCUGUGAACGCACAAUUACAGAAAGCAGGCGGAUGACUUGUUUUCGCUUUUUGAAUUAAAACAAUCAAAUUUUCCUUCCAACUUCAUUUAAACCUAAUAAUGUGAGCUCUGAGGAGCGCCGGCGACGGAGAGCGGGAGGGAAAAACUAAAGAUGGAAACCUGUUAAACACAAUGUACUACAAGCUGGUUAACAAAGGUACAGGCUGUCAAGGCUUGUACAACACACAAAUGGUGUCUCCUCGUGGGAUUUGUCAUCUAGAAGCUCUGAAAUUAAUAUUCUUGCCUGGGUUUUAAAUUAUUACUCAGUCAUUCAUUCAUCAUCUAUUAACGGGGCAGGGGUAGGUGAGGUCAAACCAGUGGGCAUCAGAUGACACUGAAGGUGUACACCCUGGUUUACACCUUGGGACUGCCAUUCACACAUGCACUUAAAACUAAAGUUAUUGAGUGUUGCCAUAAUUAACAUGUCCACUCAUCUAAACCUGCAGUUUUUAUUUGGAGUUUUUUCUUAUUAUUAUUUUUAUUGUUAAUGGACUAUGAGCAGAAACUGGAGUACCAGGAGUAACCACUAGGGAACCUGCAACCUGAUUAUAUCAAACGAAUGAUGUAUUAUUAUUUAUUAUAAUUUAUCAAUGUUUGUCUGUGGAUCAAUUAUGUAUUUCUGAUCAUUAUUUAACACCAGGGAUCAAACCUGUGACAUCCCUACUGUAAGGCCUAAGUGAUUUUUUUUAAACAAUAUCACAUUUAGAUCACAUUUAGACACGUCCCCGGGUGACGCUGUCUUUCCUAAAAAGAAAAAGGACAAGAACUGUGGGGAAUUAUGCUGAUGCUUCUGCUGUUGCAGAGAGACAGUGGUAGGAGAAAGUCUGCCAUCUACUGGGCGCAGGCAGAGCCAAAUCUGGGUCUAUUUCUGGUACUUGGCCACAGGGCGGAGAUGAAUCAGAGGACGGUCUCUCACUCUGCCACACUCAGGUCGCCGAGUUUAGUGAUGUUUCCCUGCUGCACGCUGCUCUGCUCCAAUUAUGGCACAUUUCCCUUUAAUUUAAUUAAAUUGAAUUUCUCCGAGUACAAUGUUUUGACUGUGGGUUUUUGAGGUUACGGUGGCAGACGUGGACGAAGAGACCAGCUGACAGAUACCAGGGGAAUUACAACCAGGGAGAAAUCCGUCUAAUUAAAAUACCAGUUUUCCCUCCUUUAUUAGAGAUUCCUGCCCUCUAACUAGCCAUGUUAAAUUCAUUAAUGCUAAUCUGAGCUAACCAGGCAUUCAACGUCUGGGAAUGACACUUGAAGCUUGCUAAAGGAGCAGCUCAGGUCCAAAUGGACUCAUUGAGGAGAUAAUAGAUAAAGUACAUGUCGGUUUUACCCAGUGGAAUGUCAGACUAUUUCUGCUCAUCUCUGACUGGAGUCAAUUUGACCAAAUCAGACCAGUUUCCUCAGACUGGAGCACACUGCCAGGCUGACUACGAAGCUUGAAAGGUCAAAUAUGUAGGCACUGGUGACCCCUAAUGGUGAGUCAGCCUAUUGAUGUAUUAAAAACCAGCCCACCCCUGUGAGUCAGGAAUAAUAUUGCAAAGCUCUUUCCUUUUUAAAAUCCAAACACAUACCCAGCUGCUUUCCACACAGCACUUCUGUUUACAGAGUACUGUCAGUAGGCCGGGGGAAAUAGUACUUUAAUUGGACCAAAUUUUCUGUGAUAUCUUAACGCCACUCAGUUGAGUUUUUUUUUUUUUUUUUUGCUUUACUGGUGAUUGUUGUAAGCUAAAAAAUAUCAUUACAAGUGCAAUGCAACAUACAGGACACCAGUAAUCUUUAAGCCAUUUUUCUUUAAUAAUUAAAAAUAAUAAAAUAAAAUAAAAGCAGAAUUGAAAACACUAGCAACAUAUUACGGAAUGUUGAUUAAGCUAUAUGAAUCGUGAUAAGUUACAAUUAACAACAUCAAUUGAGAUAAUUCCAUACAUAGCUACACUGUGGUUGAUUACAGUAAAAUUUUACAUCUAGAGAUGUCCGAUAAUAUCGGCCGAUAUUGGCAUAAUUGUCGUUAUCCGUUUUCCUCUAAUAAUGAAAACCCAAUAAGGCAGUGCCUGGGUUUUGUCAAAUGACAUGUACCCUACAAAGUG
Messenger RNA from Cynoglossus semilaevis (tongue sole), 6247 nucleotides. RefSeq names its product protocadherin 20-like (gene pcdh20l). The record is from RefSeq and is a predicted model, not a curated record. Gene Ontology annotation, cellular component: plasma membrane. Gene Ontology annotation, biological process: homophilic cell-cell adhesion. NCBI's taxonomy places the organism in Eukaryota, Metazoa, Chordata, Actinopteri, Pleuronectiformes, Cynoglossidae. Gene Ontology annotation, molecular function: calcium ion binding.